AAUCAUUCUAGCUCCAUAAAACGUUACAGUAUCGACUUGGAGGCCUUUAUGACUCCGACCGAGGCGAAGACAUUCUCCAGCAAGUUUUUUUUGACAGCAUUACCAUAAUCUGCAGUCUCACAGCAGCGCACAAUCUGACACGAUGAGCAAUCAUGACAAUGCCGCACGCUCACAUUGGUCUGCUAAGCGCCAUGUCCCAUCAUGAUAUUGAUGUUACGUCACAUCCAGAAUUUGGGACCAUUCUCCUCACCCCUGUCCUGUCUCUCCUCUGUCUAUCCAUGGAACCACUAUUAGGCGACUCUUUAGGGGCGGUGUUUGUUGGAAACAUUAUCGCGGCAGUUAUAUACGGCAUUACCAACGUGCAGGCAUACAUCUACUACAAGCAGAGCACACACGACCCGAUUUACCUGAAGUGCUUGGUAUUCUUUCUGUGGUCGAUCGAUGGUCUUCACCUAAUAGUCAUCACACAUCUUGUCUAUACGUACGCCGUGCGGGAUUUUGGCAACAUAUUCGCGCUGUUAAAACCGACUUGCAUACUUGGACAUACCAGGAGCGCGGUGACUCAGGUUCUGGUUACCGCGAUAAGCGAUGGACUCAUCAGAGGUUUCUUCGGCCACCGUGUCUGGAAACUUCGCGUGAAAAACGUGCUUGGCGUUGUCGUCGUGACCGGUAUAGUUGUGAGCUCCGUGCUUGCGUUCGUUGCUGCAGUCAUCCUAGGAGCGAAAAUGUAUCGCGCAUCUACAUACGGAGAACUCUACGAUAUCUCUUGGGUCAUCUACGUGGGCUUGGCAGCCUGCGUGGUUGCAGACGUCCUCAUCGCUGCGUCACAAUGCUUUCUUCUGCGUGCCCGUCGCACCAGCGUAGCGAGGAGCCGGUCGGUCGUUCGGGUCCUAAUGUUGUAUAGUAUCAAUACCGGCUCACUGACGAGUCUGUGCGAGCUUGCCUGCCUGAUCACGUACGCCGUGAUGCCAGACAACUUCAUCUACAUGGGCAUCUACUUUACGCUCACCAAAUUCUUCUUCAACUCCCUGCUCGCGACGUUGAAUGCGCGGGAAGGCCUUCGGCGGAAGAUCGGCGGCGGGCUCGUUGCCAUUCCGCUUGUGCAGAGCCCCGGGUCGUCCGCGCAACAGAGUAGCGGUCAGACGCAUGGAAUACAGGUGCACACGACGGUGGAGGUGAAGGCAGAUGGGUGUAGCCGGGAAAGCCUGCCGUGGAAGGCGCCAAUUGCCACUGAUGAUCCGUUGGGCCCUUAGCACGGUCGAUUAGGAAGAUGGGCUACUAAAGCUUCUUUUCCUCCGCGAGCGAAUGCCGCGUGUGUGAAAGCUGCUAGGCGCGCGCUGCAGCCGGAGGCAAUACAGUCAGUGCAUGGGGUGAAUCAAAUCUCUGAUGCAAAAACAUAUUUAUCGUGACCUGUAAUUGUUCGAGAUGCUGUUGAUUCACGGUGUACGGAAAAUGCAUUGAAGGUAUCCAG
Laetiporus sulphureus 93-53 is the source of this 1471-nucleotide messenger RNA. RefSeq lists its product as uncharacterized. Lineage: Eukaryota; Fungi; Basidiomycota; Agaricomycetes; Polyporales; Laetiporaceae. The transcript has 22 exons. The coding region runs from base 153 to 1253 and encodes 366 amino acids. The record is from RefSeq and is a predicted model, not a curated record.